AUGCCUGAUAAGAUCGAUAAACUGAGAACAAAAGUUAGAAAAGCCUGUGACAAUUGUCGAAAAAGAAAAUUACGGUGUACUGGGAAACAACCAUGUUCUACUUGUGAAGCUUAUUCAUGUCCAUGUAUAUAUUCUGCAAGAUCUUCAACAGCUAAACGUGGUCGUGCAAAGAAGAUUCGAAUGCAUAUACCAAUUACUUUAUCAAAUAAAGCAUUACAAGAUACUACUAUACAAAACAAUGAUGAUGAUGGUGAUGAUGACAUUGAUUCAGUCGACAAUACGAGUAACAUAAGAAACAACAAUAGUAAUGGUACUGUAGGAGAUAUAUCACAGGAAGAUGGUAAAUCACUCCCGGCACCUACUUCUGUUCCUUAUAUGAAUGCUAGUAACACUAUGCAUCUACCAGAAUCUACAUUACAAUCUCCGACUUUUUAUAAUAAUAAACAGAAUCUCACAAAUGAUAUUAAAUCCCAUAUGAAUCCAACUACGGAGAUUAAUACUACAAACGGUGGUAACUCUAGGAGUCCAUCUGCAAUUCCAAAAUAUCCACAUGUAGCAGAUUUUAUAACACAAGUUCCACCCUUAAUAACAGGGAAUAAUCAAUUAUAUCAGGAUGACAUUGCAUUUCAAAUGAAAAUUAAUUCAUUAGCUACAGCGUUGGAGUCAUUGAAAAGUAUUACAUUCCAAGACCAAUCAAUUUCUCAAAGUAUAGAGAAAAUCACAAAUCAAAUUAAUGAACUUGUAGAUAGUUGUAAACCUCAACUUGAUAUGCCUGCAUUCUUAGAGAAGAGUCAUCAGAAACGUACAUCACCUGCUUCUGAAAAAUCCUUAGAAACAUCCUUAUUACGUAAUAAAUAUACCGAUCGUGUUUGUUUAACGCGGUUUGCUAUUUGGUCAGAUUCAACUGUUAAAAAUAAUAAAACAAAAGAAAAGACUACACAAUUUGAAUCUGAAGAACCUUUAAUUACUGAAAUGUUUGGUUUAUAUUCACCAUUUCAAGCUAUUUCAUUUAGAGGUAUUGGUUACGCUUGUUUAGAUCAUUUACGCAGAAAUAAUGGACAAAUUAAACGUCAAGUGAAAGAGACUCUGUAUUUGAUUCUAAGAUAUUUUGAUAUGUGUUUUAUUCAAUUGAAUGAAGGGAAGAGUCUUAUUGCUAAUCCUCUUGAUAAUUAUUCCAGUAGAAAGAGUUUACCGGCGAUGCCUCAAAGUCCUGAUGCACCAAUUAUGACACCUUCACCUGGACCAUCAGGUGGUUUCACUAUUGGCGGUGGUAAUGGUGUUCAUGGCGUGGGAACUAAUGGUAGUACAGGGAGUGCCUCAUCUAGUAAACGUAACACAAUUGUUCAGUUCAUAAGGAGAUUCCCACAACCAUUUGUAUAUGAAAUAUCAGGAGUCACCUCGGAGAUGUUAUUAGAUAAUAUUGGAGAUCCAUUGACAAUUUUCCAAUUGUUAUUAAAAAUAUUUAAUGAAUUUAAAACAGCUUAUGAGUCCUUCAUGGUAGAGAUGACUUCUUGUACAUUACGUCUUGAAAAUAAAGUUCCUACAUUCUCAAAUCAGGUAAUUCAAAAAUUGUUAUUUUUUUCGGAGACUGAACAAUUAUUAUUCCCAUUGUGUUAUCAAUAUUAUAAUGAAACCCAAUUCUUCUAUUAUAAAUCACCUCGAAGUAUCGAUUAUGUGGAGUUGUUGCUAUCAUUGGUCGACAAGCAAUUGGCUUCUUAUGAUUACUAUAGUGCCACGUUGUUGAUGGAUGCUGCAGUGAAUAGAGCAUUAAAAAUGGGUCUAUAUAGAUGGGAAUAUUAUGUUGGAUUAGAUGAAGCCAAUGCAGAAAGGAGAAGACGUAUUUGGUGGGGAUUAUAUUAUUUUGAUAAGUUAAUAUCUGUUACAUUGGGUGAACCUUCCACAAUUAACGAUUCAAUAAUGUCCUGUUUAUUACCACCUGUAUUUAGAGAUAUUGGAUUUUUAGAUAGUAAGACAUUUGUACGUAAUGUCCAUUUAUUCAAUUUAGAAUCUGCAUUCGAUAAUAUGGACAUUGAUACAUUGGUCCAUUACGGUAGACUAGGGAUUAUUCAAUUGGUAAGUGAUUUCCAAAUCAAUGUACUGUACAAUGAAAAGUAUACUUCCAUCAGGAAUACAGCAGUACCACCAUUGGUGAAAAGUAGAUUAUUCCAAGAAUUAGUUGGUGAAUAUGACUUAUUAAGGACUAAAUUGCAAGCAUUACGUAAUCAUUGUUCCAGAUUAUUCGAAUUAGCGUCCAGUGUACGUAAUGCAAAUGGUGAGGCUGUAUUAAACGAUAAAGUAUAUCAUAACGAUGAGAUUAAUGCUGCCUCUAGGUUUAGUUGUUCGUUCGAAUUCCAUUUCUCUGUUGUCCUUUCGACAAUUGAUAAUUUAGAGGCAAGGUUGUCUUCACCACCUUACACAAAACCUCAAUUUACUGCCGUUGCUGAUAUUUUCCACGAAAUUUAUUAUUCAUGGAAUAGGAUGAAUCUUUUCUUAAGCAAUGUCACAAACGAUUAUUCUUUCAUUAGGGUAUUCAUGUACUUCCGUUGUGUUACCAUCCUGUUUAUAACUAAAUCGGACGUAUUAAAGGCAAUGAUUACCAGAGAUGAUCUGAGGUCUAUGGUCUUGGCAUUACAUAAACUAAGAUGUUUAUGGAUUCUAACUUUGCAUGAGAAUUAUCCACAGGUAAGAGAAUCCUCGUUAUACGGGGAAUAUUGUAAAAAUUUAUCAUUUUUAUGUUUGGCAUGUCGUAUUCUAGUUCAUCAAUAUUUGAACCAACAUUCUAUUGAAAUGGAAGAAUUGCUAACUUGGUUUCAACAGAACUCCCCAGAAUUGGUGGAUACCUUUAGAAGCUGUAUCGAUAUUUCUUCACCAACUUACAAAUAUUUAUUGAUGCCUGUUCAAAGAUCUGGUUUCCAUUUGCAUGUAAGAAGAAUGUUAGAAUCGAACUUUUUGAGUAAGGCAAAGACUAAAGCAAAACAAAAUAAGAAAUCCAAACAUCCAACUUCAAGAUCAGAACCUAUAAAUAUGCAUCCUCCAAUGGUAUUUGCUAGUCCCUUGACACAUAACACUACACCACCUCCACCAAUUCAUCCAAAUUCAGUACCCAUGGGCGGUAUGCCAAUUCCAAACACUGGAUAUAGAGGUGUAGUACCAGUUUCCAAUUUGAUUACACCUGAUAUGUCAAACUCUGCUCAUCCAGUAGAGGGGCUAAAUAACAUGCCAAUGCCACCCUACAGUCAUUCUGGUACCGGAUUUGGUAUUCCACCAAAUGGUGUUCAUGAUCAUCCUGGAGUUAAUCCAAACAUGUCUCCAGGACAUAGAAGCUCAAUGUUCCCAUUUGGAGAAAACAGUAAUCCUUCCGAAGCCUAUAUGCAAAAUAUGAACUCUCAAGGCCCACGGUCGUUAGCGGCAUCAUUUAACUUGGGGACAUUAGACGAGUUUGUGAACAGUGAUAUUGGUAGCAUAUAUAAUAUCCUAUGGAGUGAUUUGUAUCCAGAAGGCGACAACCUCAAUUAG
Molecule: messenger RNA, 3516 nt
Organism: Maudiozyma barnettii
Lineage: Eukaryota; Fungi; Ascomycota; Saccharomycetes; Saccharomycetales; Saccharomycetaceae
Gene: PDR1
Product: drug-responsive transcription factor PDR1
Exons: 1
Coding region: 1-3516 (1171 amino acids)
Biological process (GO): DNA-templated transcription; regulation of DNA-templated transcription
Molecular function (GO): zinc ion binding; DNA-binding transcription factor activity, RNA polymerase II-specific; DNA binding
Source: RefSeq, a predicted model, not a curated record